Messenger RNA from Ogataea philodendri, 363 nucleotides. RefSeq lists its product as uncharacterized. Bases 1 to 363 code for a protein of 120 amino acids. NCBI's taxonomy places the organism in Eukaryota, Fungi, Ascomycota, Pichiomycetes, Pichiales, Pichiaceae. The record is from RefSeq and is a predicted model, not a curated record. The transcript has a single exon.
AUGGAUUCGGCGUGGUGUUCGUUUGUGAUGCCGUCAGCAACAACGUCCACGAGCGUCAGCACGUUGGCCCACGAGUACGCUAAAACAGGGCCCGCUGUCUCCGUUGCCGGGUACCAUGCUAUACACCCGGUUGUGGCGGUGCUGGAAGCCAUCUUUGGUCGGCCAACUCUGAAAUGGUCCUGGACGGCCGAGUUGGUGGACAAGACGGUAAUCCCACUGCUGUUCAUCACCGCCAUCACGUCCAUCGUGUCUGUUGGGUACGGGAGCGGGCCAAUGGGCAAUUGUGCUGUGCUGAGGAUAUUCGAGACAAGUGUUCUGGACUUGGUUGCAAACCCAAGAAACACCCGGCUAGCUUGGUGGUAA